AUGGCGUCGUACACUCUCUCCUUCAUCCCUGUGACGCUCUCUACUCCUCAGAUCUUCGUCUCGGGUCAGAAUGGAUCUUCCUCUCCUUCUUCUCGGAUCCCUCUUCCUUCAUUGUUAGGUCAAAAGCUUCUACUCACACAACCUUCGCGUCGCUGCUUCGUCCCCAAGCACCGCUGCUCGACGUCGGCCAGCACCGUCUUAAACGUCCCGACUUCGCAACCGGAGAAUGGCUCUUCGGAUAUGAUACCAAAAUGGUCUGCGAGAGCGAUAAAAUCACUUGCGAUGGGGGAAUUGGAGGCUAGGAAAUUCAAGUAUCCAAACACUGGGACUGAAGCCAUUCUCAUGGGUAUUUUAGUCGAAGGUACUAGCACGGCUGCUAAGUUCCUGAGGGGAAAUGGAGUCACGCUUUUUAAAGUGCGAGAUGAGGCGAUAAACCUGCUGGGGAAAUCAGACAUGUUUUUUUUCAGCCCAGAGCAUCCUCCUCUAACUGAACCGGCUCGAAAGGCCAUUGAUUGGGCCAUUGAUGAGAAGAAGAAAUCUGGUGUGGAUGGGGAACUGACCACAGCCUACUUGCUCCUAGGGAUUUGGUCUCAAAAAGAAUCAGCAGGCCGCCAGAUUUUGGAGACGCUUGGGUUCAAUGAAGAUAAAGCCAAAGAAGUUGCUAAAUCGAUGAAUGAAGAUGUAAAUUUGAGCUUCAAGAAACAAGGUCAAUAG
This is a messenger RNA of Arabis nemorensis, 714 nucleotides long. Lineage: Eukaryota; Viridiplantae; Streptophyta; Magnoliopsida; Brassicales; Brassicaceae. The record is from the annotation of a GenBank genome assembly.